AGGAGACCAACCCAUUAAAAAAAUACUUGUAGUAAAAAAUACCAUCACGCAUUUACACCCACCCCCCCCCCCCCCUGGGCCUCCCCGCCCGGCCCCCUGGCCUAAAAUAACGCGUAUGCAUCUAUCUACGAUCUGCUUUGCAAACAUGCGUGGUCUGUCUGGAGUCUUGAUUUUUCACAAGGCCGGUGGUUAUACGCUGUGAAUCUUACAGAUGCCUCAAGCAGUAUCCUCCAGCUAUUCCUGAGUUUUCUUUGAAACAAAAAUGCUGGCAUAUGAAGCACCUCUCUAACUCUGUCAUACAUAUACAUGAUUGAUCAGCAUUCUAUUCAUGAGACAUCUUCUAGGAUCAAGGUCUCGCAGGAUAUUUCUCACUUAUACUAUUGAGUAUUUGCAGGACAGUCACUUGACAAUAAAGAACCUAGAGGAAUAUCCUUCUUAGGCCUUCAAUUCCUCAGGAAUAUAAACUUCUAUUAAAGAAUUUUUCAAAUUCUGAGAGAGAGUCUCCGGUCACACUUCAAUGUCAUGGCUGGGGUCAAGAACAAGCCCACUGGCCCAAGCAGCGUCCUGUUAUGGCUAUUCUACCGCAUGUAUUCGGCCAGGGUCACCAUACUUUGGGUUAUGACUGUGCUUCUAGUGCUCAUGUUUGUCAUCUUUGGCUAUGUGGAUCAGUUCUGUCAGCACUGUGUGGAGUUGGAUCUUCAGAAACAGCUUUCUAGGGAUGGAAGGACACAACAAAUUGAUCAGAACCCAACAGUUGGCAGCAACUCCUGUUUAGCAGUGACUUUUGCAGAGGAAGGCAGUCAAACACUGUUAGCCUUGGCCAGCUAUCCAGGGUCAGGGAACACUUGGUUGAGACAUCUAAUGGAACACUCUACAGGCAUUUAUACAGGGAGUGUCUACACUGACAAAAGACUCCAACAGGGUGGUUUCCAUGGAGAAAGUGUCAACUUCAUGAAGAAGAGCGUUCUUGGGGUGAAGAUGCACCGAUGCAGUAAGAAGGAGCUAGUGAAGUUUGAGGCACUCAUUCUUCUUAUCAGGAACCCGUAUCAUGCCAUGAUCUCAGAAUGGCAUCGUUACCACUCCUCGGGCCAUGUCAACAAAGCCGAUGAAAAAUCAUUCCGCACAAAAGAAUGGGAGGAGUUUGUUGAAGAAGAAAGUAGCCACUGGGAGAGGAUGAUGCGCAACUGUUUGAAGGACUCCCUGCGGACGAUGGUUGUGUUCUAUGAAAACCUUCAAGCCAACUUAGAAAUGGAACUGGCACAUAUUCAUCGCUUCCUACGGGUGCCCAUAGACAUUGAAAGGUUAAAAUGCGUGAAGGGCCACUCAGAGGGGAAGUUCCAUCGGGGUUCAGAUCAAGAGUUUAACCCUUAUACAGAAGAAAUGGUUACCAAAAUCAAUAGAAGGAUUGAAAAUGCUGCAAUUAUUCUCAAGGACAAUGCCGAUGUUAAAUUUCCAGGGGAUUACAGGAAGUUACCUGGCUCAUAGCACAGGUUUUUAGAUGAGGUAAUUUUGAAUUAAAGCCUAACAUUGCUCAUGUAGGUGUAGGUACAAAAUGCUUUAUCACAAAGAUGAAUUUUCUUUGACCAAGCCAAAGUUAUUUUAUACAGUAAGUUAUGGGGAACAUGAGAGAAUCAUGUCGCAACCCAACCAAAACCAAAAGCUACAGCAUUUUAGAAGCGCCAGUAAGCAGGUCAUUUAAUUUUAUGUUACUAUUUUCAAUGGCCUCUACCAAUUUGCAACUCAGAUAAUCAGUACUUGUGUGAAAAUGUUACAGCAGUGAAUAGGUUCAACAGAGAUACCAGAUUUCUGAAAAUCCAGCCCAGGCAAUGUAUACUCAAAUCAUACUUUUUGUUUGUGCUCUAUACCCCAUUAACAUUUGGUCUGUGAUCAUCAUAAGGUGCCCACAGGGGGAUCGUAUUCUGCUAAGCCUAACAAUUUUCGUACAGUGGAAUCAGGAAUAAAAUAGCGUACUUAACCAUGGAAACAGGCAUCAAUUUGGCGCAUUUUGACAAAAGCGCGCAUCAGCAUUGGACAUAAGCGUAAUUUAUACAGGAAAUCUGCAUAAACCAUGGGUUCAACCAAUGGUUUCCAAAACCACCUUUGUGAAUUUGGGCCUCAAUGUUUUAGUAUGCUACAAUUUGAUUUAUUCUAGGUCAGGGCUUCCUGCAGCACCUCUUGUUUUUACCUCAUGGUCCAUAUUGCUCAAAUUAUAAAUCUUUCAAGGCCCAUCUUAAUUCUUUUUAUAGGCCCAUUUCAAAUAGUAAUAAUGACCACAACUUAAAGAAAUGGUAAGCUUUGUUGCCCAAAAAAAAUAGAAGAAAUCAUGUGGUAAGUACUUGAAGUACAAUUUUAGAGUAACCCAGCAAUUGUCACAUGAUCACAGAAAAUGCUUACAUAGUUUAGGUAGUAAAAAACUGUGAAAUAGUGAAACGCAACUAAAGAUUGAAUGAGAAAUGCUGGAAAAUCACUCUAAUGAUUCAGCACAUGUUAACCUGAUAUAUCAUACAUAUACCUUAGAGAAAAGGUCUGUGGCUUGCUUUUUUUGCCAAUUUCCAAGUACCUGGUAGUUACUCUUUUCUACUAUUAUAUGCACAUAUAUUUCUGGAGAUGUAAUGACAAGGUGGUCACGUUUUUAUUCUAUUGGAAUCACUUUCUUAAGCCCAGCACACACACCAUUCGAUGCGAUUGCACCAAGAUUUGAUUUCGCCAACCUAUAACACGCUUCAACCGUGACCCGCUUUGUUGCAGUAGGAUCGCUGACCAAAUCUUAGACAUUUGAUGUGUCAAAUCUUUCUGCGAUUUUGCUAAUUUAAGCCAAUCAGAUUUGUCCUAGACGAUGACGCUAUUGCAAAUUUGCUGCGCUUCUGCUGCGCAGACAACAUACGCAGAAAGGAAGAGGUGCCAUGAGAUGCAGUGCCAUGCAGAGCUGUUGCAAUGUGUGUGCUGGCCUGCAAUGUAAUUGCACUGAGACUUGAUGUGAUCGGAUCUCCAUGCAAUGCAACUGCUCCUCAUAGAGUGAACUGGGCUUUAUUGUUACCACAAUCGGAGCUCAUUUUUAUAUGCAAAUGUAACCUCAAAUUAGCAAGCUAUGUCCUUGCAAUUUAAUGAAUGCCUGGUGCCCUGAUGAAUUUUAUCAAAUGCCAUCUUACUAUUAUGCUAUCUUGUUCUCUGUCAUUGGUUUUAAAGGAACUAAGUACAAUGAAAUUGCGCUUUACGUCCAAUGUUAUAUCCGUAGGGAGAAAUUUUGGAGGUGACUUCCCUAUUAGAAGCUGUUGAAUAAAUUUUGUUGAAUAAUGUGUACAUCAUUGUAUAAUUUGAGCUCUGCAUUGUCAAAUAUUUUACUCAAACUAGCCAUCAACAGAAUAUAAAGGUCAUAUUAAUUUCUUAUGGUGAUGCAUAAUCUUGUCAUACUAUGGGCAUUUAUGGUGGAAAAUGGGGUUUUAAUUGUGAAAGCAUGUAAAGAUAUUAAAUCACCUGCAGUAUAUAGAGAUACCAAGUGAUCAUUUUUCCAUUAUUAUUUUUCAAGGUGAUCUUUUUAAGUCUUUAAAUGGACAUGUAGGGGGGAAAUGUAUGACAUAAAUUAUUAUUUUCAGAAAAGAAAAAAAAAAUCUUUUUUUUUUUUAAAUUUAACAUGAAAAAAAUAUUUUAAUGGGAUGUGGAUUGAAUAUAGGUUUGCAUGUAAUAUCUCAAAUUCCAGUAUUAUCAGCAUUGUAUGUGCAGCAGUUUUAUAGUACUACUAUUUUAAUCUUUGUGUGUACUUUGAUAUGAUCUGGUGGGUGUUUCAUAAAGCUGUUCGUAAGUUAAGAGCAACUUGAAGAACGACUGGUGAUCCUUGUAAAAUUCAUUGGCGAUGGUUAAGCACGUAAGAAAGGUUCACCAGUCGUUCUUAAAGUCACUCUUAACUUACGAACAGCUUUAUGAAACGGCCCCCUGGCUUUUCUUUGGCAUGUAUGAGUCUUGAGUUUUGCAACUAAUUUAUUUGAUUCAUAUGUUUCUUGUUGCUUUCAUUUACAUUCUCUACAUUAUCUUUAAAUUAAUUUACAAAUUAAUUCCCAACUACUUUAAGCACACUCAAAAUGUGAAAUGAAAAAUAGCCUUCUGAUAUAUGUAUCUCUGCACAGUGUGAAGUUAUUUUUUUGUAUGUUCGGUUAAGUUUGUUCUUUAUGCAAUUUGAAAUUAUUAUCAAUUAGAAUGCUUUUGUGGUGAUGGUGUAAUAUUUUUUAUGUAAACUUGUGAUAGCAUGUAAAGAAUGAAUGCCAUGCAAUACCCUUAUCAUAUUCUAUUUUUUUUUCUUUAUCUCUUUUCAUAUUCUAUCUCUUUGAUAUAUGUCAUUUAGCCUUAAAGUGCAGGCUUAUCCUCAAUUUUAUUAUCUCACAGUUUUCCUUUAAAUGUGUGCACAUUUAUCAUAAUUCUUAAAGUGUGAAUAUUAAAGAUGGCAGAUCUUGGGAGAGGGGUUAAGGGAGAAGCAAAAUCCUGUCAUCCACCCAAAUAAAUUGGGAUUUUACGCGCUGAUAUUGCAACAUUACACAUUCGUACAAGUAUAUUCAACAUUGGUAAUAAUUAGUUUUCUCCCCUACCUCAAAUUAGAGAAGCUAAUAAAAGGCAAUAGUUCUUGGAUAACAUCUAUAUAAUAAUUAUAAGUAUCAAUUCUGCAAUAUGGAAAUCUUGAAUUAAAGAAAAUAACAUGGAAACAAUUGUCAUUAUUAUCCCCCAAAAAUUAAUUCAGCGUUCAAAGAGUUCAUAUUUUUACUUUAAAAUAAUGAUUUCUCUGUUAUCUAUCAGCAUUCUUUAUCGUGUGCUAUGGAGGUAUGGAAGAGGGUAGGACAUCAGAUUCUGGAUCAAAUUGUUUUUUAAUUUAGACUGAUUUUAAAGUUGAGCCUUUACUGACUGAGCACCUGUUUAGUAUUAAAUGUAGGCUUUUAGUGAAUGUGCCCAUGGUCAUCAGAUUUAAUCUUGCUUGUUCAUGUUCACGCUCCACUACCGGCAUGCGCAUUCACAUUCUCCACUUGCCCGGGAGGAAUUUUGAAGGCAUAUUUGAAGCGCCUUUAGGGCUACAGAUUCUAGUGACUGUUAAUAUGUACCAAUUUUCAUCAAUACACCCACCUCUUUGAGGGAAAAGAAAUAGUAUUGUCGGUUGUUUUUUACUCAUUGUAACAGUGGAAUCAUUUGAAAUUGAUAUUUAUAUGCAGAAUAGCUAAUAUAUUUUUUAUUCCACAUUAUUGAUCAAUGUUUAUCAAAUAAAUUGGAGGUGAAACAGAUUUAUAAUAUAGUUACAAAAUGUUCAUAUGUUAAGAGGGAAAGUCAAAUCAAUUUUUUAGGGGAAAACAUGAAAUGCCGGACAUACAUGUAAGCCUGGGCAUACAUAGUUUUGUAUGUGUAUUUUGAAUGAAACACAAAAAUUGUAUAAAUGUCAAACGUUUUGAUAAAUUGUAACUGACAUAACUGAUUUCAUCAGGCAAAAACUUGACUAAAAGGCUGAUUAAAUGUGCUCUGAGCAAUUUUAGACUUGA
This is a messenger RNA of Lytechinus pictus (painted urchin), 5510 nucleotides long. RefSeq names its product sialate:O-sulfotransferase 1-like. Lineage: Eukaryota; Metazoa; Echinodermata; Echinoidea; Temnopleuroida; Toxopneustidae. Gene Ontology annotation, molecular function: sulfotransferase activity. The record is from RefSeq and is a predicted model, not a curated record. The transcript has 5 exons. The coding region runs from base 523 to 1485 and encodes 320 amino acids.